CCCCUCUCUCCCCACUCCCAGCGGCGGCAGUGGUUGCAGGAGGCCAUGGCUCAGGCGUUCAGGGGGCAGCUGGAGGAGGUGGAGCAGAUGAAGGAAUGUCUGCGGGUGCUGGAGGCCAUGUCCCCGGGCGGGGACGGUGGCGAGUCCUCGGAGCCAGCUGAGGGCGACCCCUCGCGCCAGGCCAGUGCGCUGGAGCUGCUGGCUGAGCUGUGUGAGAACCUGGACAACGCCCCAGAUUUCUGCAAGCUGGAUGGAAUGCGGCUGCUGGCUCAUCGCUACCUGGAGCACCCUGUCCCGGACCUGCGCUGGCGUGCGGCCCACCUGGUAGGCACCUGCGCCCAGAAUGUGCCCAAGGUGCAGGAGCAGGCGCUGGCGCUGGGCUGCAUGCGCAAGCUGCUGCGGCUUCUGGACCACGACGGGGCCGACCUGGUGCGCGUCAAAGCGCUCUUCGCCAUCUCCUGCCUGGUGCGCGCCCAGGAGGGGGGCCUACAGCAGUUCCUGCGCCUGGACGGCUUCUCAGUGCUCAUGCGAGCCAUGCAGAGCCCCGUGCAGAAGCUCAAGGUGAAAUCCGCCUUCCUGCUGCAGAACCUGCUCUUGGACAAUCCGGAGCACAAAGAGACCCUGUGCUCCAUGGGCAUGGUGCAACAGCUGGUGGCUCUGAUCCGCUCCGAGCACAGCCCCUUCCAUGAGCAUGUUUUGGGGGCCCUCUGCAGCCUGGUGACAGACUUCCCCCAGGGGGUGCGGGAGUGCCGGGAGCCCCAGCUGGCGCUGGAGGAGCUGCUGAAGGAGCGCUGCCAGCUGCUGCAGCAGCAGGAGGAGUUCCAGGAGGAGUUGGAAUUCUGUGAGCGUCUUCAGCGUGUCUGCUUCCAGACGCCUCCCGAGGACAGCAGCAUGGAUCGGUGACUGCCCAUGGCACCCCAGUGCCGCCUGGGAUCGGUGACUGGCCUGGAUCAGUGACACCCCACAGCCCCUCCUGUGCUCCUGAGGAUCAGUGACUGGGUCUGGAGUUCCCCCUGGAGUGGUGACUGCCCACAGCAUCCCGUCCCCCUCAGAUUGGUGACUGGCCCUUGUGUCCACUCCCCUGGAUUAGUGUAUGCCCAUGGCCCCCCCCUCGUGCCUGCCCUGCAGGUCGGUGUGUUCUCUGGCACCACCAGGGCAGGGGACUGGCUAACUGCUGGGGGAAUGAGGCAUAGGUUUCCAGGGGGGCGCAGGCUGUGAUCUGGGCCUGCCUGGGGGCAUGGGGUGCUGUCUAGCAGGGGAGCCCAGAGGGUAGAUGCUGUGCCCAGUGCUGACACAUGCCCCCUGUGUUGGCAGGUCCAAGGGGCAGGGCGGGGGCUGAGCUAAGGUGGGUGCAGCAUGGGGUCCCCAACAGCCCCUCCCACUCUGCCUGUUCCUAUGUUCUUGUUGCUAAUGGUUCUCUAAUAAAGGUUUUGCAUUGGGUGGCCCCUA
Messenger RNA from Pelodiscus sinensis (Chinese soft-shelled turtle), 1449 nucleotides. The record is from RefSeq and is a predicted model, not a curated record. NCBI's taxonomy places the organism in Eukaryota, Metazoa, Chordata, Testudines, Trionychidae.